AUCCUAAAAGUUGCGGAAAAUGGGUUCCAUAGAAACACCACCACCGACAGCAGAAGAAAAUGGCCCGACCACCCCAACCUGCAACGGCAACAAUAAGCAACAACAGACUCAUUCCGGCGACGGACUUGAAAUCUCGGCGGCGCCGACGUCUGAGAAGACACCGGAAAAUGAUGUAUCGAAGAAGAGGAAGACGGGGGUGCUCCCACUGGAGGUUGGCACGCGCGUCAUGUGCCGUUGGAGAGACGGGAAGUACCAUCCUGUCAAGGUCAUCGAGCGUCGCAAAAUUGUGUCAUCUGAUCCCAAUGAUUACGAGUACUACGUCCACUAUACAGAAUUCAAUAGGAGACUCGAUGAGUGGGUUAAGCUUGAACAACUCGAUCUUGACUCAGUAGAGACUGAUGUUGAUGAAAAAGUGGAAGAUAAGGCUACAAGUUUGAAAAUGACACGCCACCAGAAACGUAAGAUUGACGAGACACAUGUAGAGGGGCAUGAAGAGCUUGAUGCUGCCAGCUUGCGGGAACACGAAGAAUUUACAAAAGUGAAAAAUAUUGCAACCAUUGAACUUGGAAGAUAUGAGAUUGAGACAUGGUAUUUCUCCCCAUUUCCGCCAGAAUACAAUGACUCCCUGAAGCUGUACUUUUGUGAAUUUUGCCUGAAUUUCAUGAAGCGAAAAGAGCAGCUUCAGAGGCAUAUGAGAAAAUGUGAUCUCAAGCAUCCUCCAGGUGAUGAGAUAUAUCGCUGUGGCACACUAUCAAUGUUUGAGGUUGAUGGUAAGAAGAACAAAGUCUACGGGCAGAAUCUCUGCUAUUUGGCAAAAUUAUUUCUUGAUCACAAGACACUCUAUUAUGAUGUUGAUCUUUUUCUGUUUUACGUUCUCUGUGAAUGUGAUGAUCGAGGAUGCCACAUGGUUGGGUAUUUUUCAAAGGAAAAGCAUUCAGAGGAAUCCUAUAAUUUGGCCUGCAUUCUCACCCUGCCUCCUUACCAAAGAAAAGGCUACGGGAAAUUUCUAAUUGCAUUCUCAUAUGAACUUUCUAAGAAGGAAGGAAAAGUAGGCACACCUGAAAGGCCACUUUCUGACCUCGGAAUGUUGAGCUACAGGGGAUACUGGACCAGGGUUCUUCUAGACAUCCUGAAAAAGCACAAGAGCAACAUCUCAAUCAAGGAGCUUAGUGACAUGACAGCUAUAAAGGCGGAUGAUAUCUUGAGUACACUGCAGAGCCUGGACUUGAUCCAGUACAGGAAAGGGCAGCAUGCCAUCUGUGCGGACCCCAAGGUUCUCGAUCGCCACCUAAAGGCUGCCGGUCGUGGGGGUCUUGAGGUUGAUGUUAGCAAAUUAAUCUGGACCCCAUACAAGGAACAAGGUUGAUGCCAGAUCAGUUACAUUGUCAUGAAUUAUGACUAGAGACUACCCUUGUGACCAUGACCUUAAUAUAAUUGUAAAGAUCUAAACCAUAGGUUGUAUAAGGAUAAGUAACUGAUUUCUGGGCCAAUUUUUUUUUCCCUCUCUGAUGUCAUAGUUUGAAAAUAAUAUUUGAUAUCA
Molecule: messenger RNA, 1540 nt
Organism: Macadamia integrifolia
Lineage: Eukaryota; Viridiplantae; Streptophyta; Magnoliopsida; Proteales; Proteaceae
Product: histone acetyltransferase of the MYST family 1-like
Exons: 9
Coding region: 20-1366 (448 amino acids)
Biological process (GO): regulation of DNA-templated transcription
Molecular function (GO): histone acetyltransferase activity
Source: RefSeq, a predicted model, not a curated record